AUGCAACCACGCUCUCAGGAAGGGACAAGUGAUAACGAAGGCAUGUUGCGACAUGAUCAAGGUGGUACUUUUCGGAUUUCAAACCCUGUUGUGGAAGAGGUCGAUGAGUACGAGCAUCAGCAAGAUUUGACAGAUCAAGCUCUUCGGAAGCUAUCGAUGUUGGGAAUGGCGACUUUUGAAAAUGAUGAAGAUAGUUAUGAUGCAGAAAAGGAAAAAGUAGAUAACAGUGGUGAUAAAGUAAGUGGAUUAGACCAAGAGAAGGCCAAGGUAUUUACUAGUGCAGGCAAUAACACGACAUGUUAUCCUGUCACUCAGAAUCAGAAUCAUUCAGAACAAAUCGAUAAAAUUAAGACUCAAGACCAACAGAUGCUUUUUUCACAAAAUAAAGAUACCAGUCGUCCCAGCCCGUAUCUUAACGAAGAUAACAAUGACGAAAAUGACUUUCAUACUGCGAAUUCCCGACUCCGUAAAAGCUCUGAUAGCGCCACCAAUACCACCGCUACCUUUGAUGAUAAAUUGAAUCCUAGCUUCGUUAGUUUGACUCAUCAGUUUGCUAGGCACAGGCGUGCCACAGAUAAUAGUCAAGAGUAUAUUGAAAGAAACGAGGAGGACGAUAAAAUCAGCGUUUCUAAUCCUCAAAGCGGUGAUAGUGGAGUGUCUGUCUUGAAUGAGGAGGUCGAUGUUACAAGAUCAAAGAACUACGUGUCCUACAUUGAAUCAUCGGAACUAAUUCCAUCAGGCAAUACUAAUGGUGAUGGAAGUACUUGUAGUGGGGAUUAUAAUGAUAUUAGGUUUGAAGGUAGUGGGAGGUUCCGCCAACUAAAAGUAAUAGGAGAGGGUGUGCCAUAUGCAAACCUACGACAAGAACAAAAUCAGGAACGACAAGUAGAUAUGGGUGAAAAUAACAUGCAAAAAGAAAAGUACCCAAAUCAUCAACCGGUAUCUCAACACCAAACACAGCAGCCGAAGCAAAAGCAGCUAACAGAAGAAACACAGCAAAUUCAGGAUCAUAAAAUGCGUCAACAGCAACAACAAGAUGAACAACAUAAACAACAGACACAACAAAUACACCGACAGACACAGCAAAUACAACAGCAGACGCAGCAAAUACAACAGCAGCAACAAAAACUAUUACAGCAGCAAAAAGAACAACAGAUACAGCAACAGCAAAAAGAACAACAGCUACGGAAACUUCAGGCACAACAGCAACAGCAACGUCAUCAUGUUCAUCAACAUCACCAUCAUCAUCACGCCCAGCAUGCGCAUCAUAAACCAAAUACUGUGGAUCCUAAUUCUGUUAAUAUUUUUUCAAAUCAAGAAAUUAUUAAUGAUAAACUCAAACUCAAACAGCAUCAUCAACAACAGCAACUUCUAAGUGGAACUCUGGUGCCGCCGCAAGAUAACAAAUCUGAUCGUGAAGAUCGUCGCUCAUCGAAUGCUAGUUUGUUACAACAUCAAGGCCCGCCAAGUAUCAAUCAGUCAGUAUCCGUGAAUGCUGUCAAGAUGAAUACCAGCAUCUCUGAUACCACUUUAGGAUCUGGGGGCUCUAUUUCCAACUCGACUUCAGCCACCCAAUCGAGCACCUGUUUGGUCAACCACUCCAGUGAUAGUCUUGCGUUAGUCAAUGCCGAAGAUGACUUACCCGAAGGAAUUUCUCGUCCUCUUUACGUACCGGCAGUCAUUCGUAAAACUGAGGAAACAAUCAACUUGCAAGAGUAUUAUAUUAAUAUGAAAGAAAAACAGCGGAAGUUGCAGCAGCAGCAACUACUACGCCAACAGCAACUACAAGCCCAGCAACAGCAGCAACAACAGCAGCAACAACUCCAGCAGCAGCAACACCAGCAGCAACAGUCACAUGGUGAUCAUUCGCCGAUAGUUCCAGGUAUGGCUAGCGGUAUUAUUAUGAAGUUGAAGAAGAAGACAUCGGGAUCUAGUUCUCAGCCAAGCUCUUUAUCGUCUACCUCACCGAUUAAUGUCGGAUUACAUUAUUCUACUCUUGGAGGCAUUGAUCAUCAUGGACGUGAUAUCGGUAAUCGUGUUCUGACAAACUAUUUGUCGACUGGUGGCAAUUCUGGCGCGAAUUCUAUAGCACAGAGUCCGGUUGAUGCGGCUCCGGGAAAGGUAGCUGAAGCAUUUGAUGCAGUAAAUGGCUUAACCACUACUGGUGGUGUUGAUGGAUUGCAGAGUAACAAUAAUCAAAAUGGGGCGUCUAAUUUGGCAUCGUCAGGAACUUUGAAGCGGUUUUCAGGACAAGCACCAUUAAUGCAACGAAACUUGACCAAUGGCUCAGUCACCAGUUCUAAUGCUUCGCUCAAACUGCAACGGCAGAGUGCUUCACCAAUGAGCAAUGGCAAUGGUUCACAUGGUAAUCUUGUGCAAUUGGUGGCCACCACUUUUAGUCAUGCCAAUAGGGAGCAAGUUUCCACUGCCAAUUGGAAACCAGAUGGUUCUACGAGAAGUUGUUUUGGAUGUACCCGGGAAUUUAAUUUGUUGGUACGUAAACAUCAUUGUCGGAAAUGUGGGGAGAUUUUCUGUGACCAGUGUUUGAUGCAUAAAGUGAAGUUGGAUUACGAUUUAAAUUUCAAAGUUUUUGGACUGAACGAGUCUAUGAACCGGGUGAAGAUGGGUCAAUUGAUGAACGAAGGGGUUGGUUGGGAGGUGAAGGCGUGUGAUAGAUGUUUCAAGAAGUAUCAAUUAUUCUUACAGGAGAAGUUCAACGAGAUGACCAAUCAAGGGGAAGGUGUUGUUGAGUCGUCAGGUUUGAAGGGUAUUAUUUCCCAAGACCAAUUGGAAAUAAGAAAGAAGGACCCUGAUGCCGAAGGAGAUGACGAUGGGUAUGAUUGGAGUACGUUUUAA
Messenger RNA from Saccharomycopsis crataegensis, 2856 nucleotides. Its product is annotated as FYVE zinc finger domain-containing protein. NCBI's taxonomy places the organism in Eukaryota, Fungi, Ascomycota, Saccharomycetes, Ascoideales, Saccharomycopsidaceae. The record is from RefSeq and is a predicted model, not a curated record. The coding region runs from base 1 to 2856 and encodes 951 amino acids. The transcript has a single exon. Gene Ontology annotation, molecular function: metal ion binding.